Messenger RNA from Heterocephalus glaber (naked mole-rat), 3031 nucleotides. RefSeq names its product neural EGFL like 1 (gene Nell1). Gene Ontology annotation, cellular component: cytoplasm. Gene Ontology annotation, molecular function: calcium ion binding; protein kinase C binding; heparin binding. Gene Ontology annotation, biological process: regulation of osteoblast differentiation; positive regulation of ossification. Lineage: Eukaryota; Metazoa; Chordata; Mammalia; Rodentia; Bathyergidae. The record is from RefSeq and is a predicted model, not a curated record.
AGCGAGCACAGCGCCCAGGCGGCCCAGCCUCCUCCCCGACGCCGGCGCGCAAGUUUGGCGGCUCCGAGCCCGGCGCGCCUCGGCCCCGCGCCCUUGGUUCCAGCUGGCCGCGGCGCGCCCUGCUCGGCGGGGACCCUCGGGAGCGAUGCCGGUGGACGUGAUUUUAGUUUUGGGGUUCUGUGUGUGCGCCGCCAGGACAGUGGUGGGCUUGGGGCUGGACCCUGACCUUCAGAUGGAUAUUAUCACAGAACUUGACCUUGUCAACACCACCCUCGGAGUCACUCAGGUGCCUGGACUGCACAAUGGCAGCAAAGCAUUUUUAUUUCAAGACACAGAAAGAGAGAUCCAUGGAGCUCCUCAUGUGAGUGAGAAGUUAAUCCAGUUGUUCCGGAAUAAGAGUGAAUUCACCUUUUUGGCCACUGUGCAGCAGAAGCCAUCGACUUCUGGAGUGAUACUGUCCAUUCGAGAACUGGAGCACAGCUAUUUUGAGCUGGAGAGCAGUGGCCUGAGGGAUGAGAUUCGAUAUCGCUACAUGCAUAAGGGGAAGCCCAGGACAGAGGCAUUUCCCUACCAGAUGGCAGACGGGCAGUGGCACAAGGUCGCUCUGUCAGUUAGUGCCUCUCACCUCUUGCUCCAUGUGGACUGCAAUCGGAUUUAUGAGCGCGUGAUAGAUCCUCCAGAGACCAGUCUUCCCCCAGGAAGCAACUUAUGGCUUGGUCAGCGCAACCAGAAGCAUGGCUUAUUCAAAGGGAUCAUCCAAGAUGGGAAGGUCAUCUUUAUGCCGAAUGGAUACAUAACCCAGUGUCCAAACCUAAAUCGCACUUGCCCUACCUGCAGUGAUUUCUUAAGCCUGGUGCAAGGAAUAAUGGAUUUACAAGAGCUUUUGGCCAAGAUGACUGCAAAACUAAAUUAUGCAGAGACAAGACUUAGUCAAUUGGAAAACUGUCAUUGUGAGAAGACCUGUCAAGUGAGUGGGUUGCUCUAUCGGGACCAAGACUCUUGGGUUGAUGGUGACCAUUGCAGGAAUUGCACAUGCAAAAGUGGCGUUGUGGAGUGCCGGCGGAUGUCCUGUGCCCCUCUCAGUUGUUCCCCAGACUCCCUCCCUGUGCACAUCUCUGGCCAGUGCUGUAAGGCCUGCCGACCAAAAUGUAUCUAUGGAGGAAAAGUUCUUGCAGAGGGCCAGCGGAUUCUCUCCAAGAGCUGUCGGGAAUGCCGAGGUGGAGUUUUAGUAAAAAUCACAGAAACAUGUCCUCCUUUGAACUGCUCAGAAAAGGAUCACAUUCUUCCAGAGAAUCAGUGCUGCCGGGUCUGUAGAGGUCAUAACUUUUGUGUUGAAGCACCUAAAUGUGGUGAAAACUCAGAGUGCAAAAACUGGAAUACGAAAGCGACUUGCGAGUGCAAGAAUGGUUACAUCUCUGUCCAGGGAGACUCCGCCUACUGUGAAGAUAUUGAUGAAUGUGCAGCUAAGAUGCAUUACUGUCAUGCGAAUACUGUGUGUGUCAACCUGCCAGGGUUAUAUCGCUGUGACUGUGUCCCAGGCUACAUUCGUGUAGAUGACUUCUCUUGUACAGAGCACGAUGAAUGUGGCAGUGGGCAGCACAACUGCGACCAGAAUGCCAUCUGCACCAACACCGUCCAGGGACACAGCUGCACCUGCAAACCGGGCUACGUGGGCAACGGGACCAUCUGCAGAGGUAGGCCUGCCCCUCCAGCAUUCUGUGAAGAGGGCUGCAGACACGGUGGGACGUGCGUGGCUCCCAACAAAUGUGCCUGUCCGUCUGGAUUCACAGGAAGCCGUUGCGAGAAAGAUAUUGAUGAAUGUACAGAGGGCAUCGUUGAGUGCCACAGCCAUUCCCGCUGCGUUAACCUGCCAGGGUGGUACCACUGUGAGUGCAGAAGCGGUUUCCAUGACGAUGGGUCCUAUUCACAUUCCGGGGAGUCCUGUAUUGACAUUGAUGAAUGUGCCUUAAGAACUCACACCUGUUGGAAUGACUCUGCCUGCAUCAAUUUGGCAGGGGGCUUUGACUGCCUCUGCCCCUCUGGGCCCUCCUGUUCUGGUGACUGUCCCCACGAGGGAGGACUGAAGCACAACGGACAGGUGUGGACCCUGAAAGAAGACAGGUGUUCUGUCUGUUCCUGCAAGGAUGGGAAGAUAUUCUGUCGCCGGACAGCUUGCGACUGCCUGAAUCCAAGUGCGGACCUUUUUUGUUGCCCAGAGUGUGACACCAGGGUCACAAGUCAGUGUUUAGAUCAAAAUGGACACAAACUCUAUCGAAGUGGCGACAACUGGACCCACAGCUGCCAGCAGUGUCGGUGUCUGGAAGGAGAGGUAGAUUGCUGGCCACUCACCUGCCCCAGUUUGAGCUGCGAGUACACAGCUCUCUUGGAAGGGGACUGUUGUCCCCGCUGUAUCAGUGACCCCUGCCUGGCUGAUAACAUCACCUAUGACAUCAGAAAAACUUGUCUGGACAGCUCUGGCAUUUCAAGGCUGAGCGGAGCACUGUGGACAAUGGCUGGAUCUCCCUGCACAACCUGUAAAUGCAAGAAUGGGAGAGUCUGCUGUUCUGUGGAUUUGGAGUGUCUUCAGAAUAACUGAAGUAUUUAUAAUGGACUCAUCACAGGAGAAAAAUGGACAAACGGCCAUCCAAUAUGAUGAAGAAUAGGAGCUGAUUUUUUUUAUCAUAGAUGAUUACCAAAGUCUCCAUCUGAGGAAGGUGUUUUGGGGGUUGCCUUCGGGACCGAUCACUUUGCUCAUUCCUGAUAACCUAGUCUAGGUGACCUACAGUGCAAUGCAUUUGAGUCUAUGGUUGUUAAAAGAAGUUUCUCGUGUUGUAAAUCAUGUUUCCCUUUCCAGAUCAUCUGCACAUACAUCUAAAUAAUCUCAUGGUAAAUGCUGAUGCACUUUUUGGUUUGUGUACUAAUGUCAAUAGAGACUCAGCACCAUUUACUUAUUAUUUAUUUAUUUUUCUUAAUUUCUGGAUCAGAUUCUGAAAAUAAAAUUGCUUGUUGUGAUUUUGUCCCAUCCACUGAA